UUGGAAUGGAAGCCAGGGCUUGUCCUGGGCCAUUAAUGGCUGGCUUCUCGUCAUCUUCUCUUAGUAUCGUGAAAACCAACAAAAAAGGAACUAGAAAGUACCCUGCCUGUUUAUUCAGUUCAGUUCACAGUUCAGGGUGUUUUUAAACCAGUAAUCUGUCCAUACAUGUAAAUCCUGGUAUCUUUUUUUCUGUCUUGGCGUAAAAAAGAAGCUGACUUGGAAAACAUUAUUCCAAGUAACAUAGACGUUUGGUCUUCAGGCGAUCCAAAUCAGUUUUGCACGUUUAACAACCAGACUGAUUAUGCAGUUGAAAAGAAACCACCCACCUUCUCCCUCUCUCUCCCUCUCUCUACCAACUUUCUUCAUAUUUAAUCUCGUUUACCUGCCAGGCAGAGGUAGAGUUAGUAACACAAGAAGCGAGAAAGUUGUGGGUUUCCUGAUUCUCACAGGGCAACCAACAUGCAAGACAUUGAGAACAGAGGAGUAAAGAACCGAGCCGGUGGGUACUCGUCAUCAUCGACUUAUGUGAUUGAGGAGACGGAGACACAGUGGACUUCAUGGCUGGUUCCCAUGUUUGUUGUCGCCAAUGUCGCCGUUUUCGUUGUUGUCAUGUUUGUCAACGACUGUCCUAAGCACCACAAUCAUGCUGUUGAGGGAAACUGCGUAGCAAAGUUUCUGGGGAGGUUCUCCUUUGAGCCUUUGCGGGUGAAUCCUCUCUUCGGUCCUUCUUCUCAUACAUUGGAGAAGUUGGGAGCUCUUGAUUGGAGCAAAAUUGUGGAAAAGCAUCAAUGGUGGAGGCUUGUGACUUGUGUGUGGUUGCAUGCUGGAAUAGUUCAUCUUCUUGCAAACAUGCUGAGCUUAGUUUUCAUUGGCAUUCGCCUUGAACAGCAGUUUGGGUUCGUUCGAGUUGGGGUUAUUUAUCUCUUGUCGGGAUUUGGUGGCAGUGUACUGUCUUCUCUAUUUAUCCAUAAUAACAUCUCCGUAGGGGCCUCCGGGGCUCUUUUUGGGCUUCUAGGAGCAAUGCUUUCGGAACUCAUUACAAAUUGGUCUCUUUAUGCAAACAAGGCUGCAGCACUUCUCACACUUCUAGUGAUCAUUGCCGUUAACCUUGCCAUUGGGAUUCUGCCUCAUGUUGAUAAUUUUGCGCAUAUUGGCGGAUUUCUUGCUGGUUUCUGCCUUGGAUUUAUCUUGCUGCCCCGCCCUCAAUUUGGGUGGCUGGAGAACCAGAAUCUUCAAGCUGGUACUCGCAUAAAAUCCAAGUACAAGACCUAUCAAUAUGUACUAUGGCUCGUUUCUCUGGUUCUGCUGAUUGCUGGAUUCGCGAUAGCACUGGUGAUGCUUUUCCGGGGAGAGAAUGGAAAUGAUCACUGCCAUUGGUGUCACUACCUGCAUUGUGUACCCACCUCGAGAUGGAAUUGUAAUGAAUGAUGAACUCGUGUAUUGGUUUUUCGUUUUAAUUUUUAUUUAUGAUUAUUUUUUAAAAAUAUGACUCUACUUCUAAAAUUCCUAGGUUGUAGGUGGAAAAGGGAAACGGAAAAAAAAAAUGUAUUGUAGCUUAGGAACCAGAAUGCUGCUCUGUUUUCUAUUUGAUUUGCUCUCUAAACUUAAGAAAAAUUAUUGUUUGA
Molecule: messenger RNA, 1625 nt
Organism: Carica papaya (papaya)
Lineage: Eukaryota; Viridiplantae; Streptophyta; Magnoliopsida; Brassicales; Caricaceae
Gene: RBL3
Product: RHOMBOID-like protein 3
Biological process (GO): proteolysis
Cellular component (GO): membrane
Molecular function (GO): serine-type endopeptidase activity
Source: RefSeq, a predicted model, not a curated record